Molecule: messenger RNA, 1601 nt
Organism: Parus major (Great Tit)
Lineage: Eukaryota; Metazoa; Chordata; Aves; Passeriformes; Paridae
Gene: BBLN
Product: chromosome 17 C9orf16 homolog
Exons: 2
Coding region: 41-328 (95 amino acids)
Source: RefSeq, a predicted model, not a curated record
GCGGUGCGGGCGGCGCCGAGGCGCGGGCGGGAGCGGCGGGAUGUCGGGGCCCAACGGAGACCCGCACGUGCUGGGCGGCGGCACCGGCCACGACGGCGACGACGACGACGGCGAUGACACCUUCGAGGAGGAAGAAUAUGCAGCAAUAAACUCUAUGCUGGACCAGAUCAACUCCUGCUUGGAUCACCUGGAGGAGAAGAAUGAUCACCUACACGGCUGCUUGAAGGAACUGCUGGAGUGCAGCCGCCAGACCCGUCUGGAGUUCCAGCAGCAGAGCAAGCAGCUGAACGCUGGAGCUGAUGUGCAGGGAUCCCAGCCUCCUGCCUAGAGUCUGACCACACACCCUCAGCUGCUGUUGCUAAGGGGACAGUUACUGGUCACCAAUUUAAUGUAAAACUUGGAAUAGCAGAGGUGCCUCGUGUCUGUUACUUGUUCCUUUCUGUGUUUGUAUCCUGCCAUUCAUGUUCUGUUUUCAUUUAGCUGUGAGAUGGGUGCAGAAGCACAAGGGUGGGUAUAGGAGGACUGGUUCUUUCUACUCCCCAACAUAAGCCUGGCACUCACACUUGGUUAAAGCUGGUUGUAGGAAACCUGAGGCCAUGCAGGUACUUGACAAAGUGGACAAAUUGUUUCUGCUCUCUUUUCCUUAACUCCAAGCAAGGAGUAUUAUGGCUCAACCCCCUUUCCCUCAGAAAGCACAGUUGGCAGGGGCUGUCCUGACUUCAGGCUUGUCCCUAACUGAUGACAGCCCAGGAGAGGGAGGCCCUAGGCCAGCUGCUGCCUUGAAGCCACAGCUUCUCCCUUAGUCACAUUAACUGUGAUGUACAAAUAUUGGCACAUGGUUCCAGAUCACCGGACACUUCCACUCCAUUCCAAGCAGAUAAGACAAGCUACUGGUGCGAUCUUUCUGACCACUCCUUCAACUGCCAUUAAGGACAAAUGUGUAGAAAGGGGCAGAGCAGCCUGGUUAGCCCCCAUCACAGCAUUAGCAAUAGAGAGCAGAGCCCUCCCUGUACAUUCUGACAAGGCAUGAGAGGUCUGAUCUGUACCUUGUGGUCUUGUCAGUAUGUCCUACAGCCAGCACUUUUGAAGCAAGAAUUACUGUUCUGCUUAUGUAGAGUUAAAGGAGUUUUUUUGAAAGUUAAAGAGGUUAUUUAAAAGAAAUCUGUUUUAUUAAAAUCAAUUUGAAACAAAAUUUGUUCCUGAGAGUCUCCACUAUGAGAACAGAUUGGAUUAAGCCUUGUAGUAUUAACAAAGGACCAAGGUGCAUGUUCUUGCCUAGCUUAGGACUUGUCCAACAGUGUGUGUCUUAGAAAGGAAAGUGUUCUGAGAAGCAGAAUUCAGCAGAGUCUCCCAAGAGAUAAACAUUGUCUCCGGAAAGGAAAUAAGAGGAACUACAAAGAAUUCUUAUGUCUGCAUCCAUCACUCCGUGAAGUUUGUCCCCUGUGGAAAUCCCAUUACCAUCUUCUUUCAGGUUCAAGCCUUAGUCUUUCCACAUAACUGCUGUAUCCCAACUGUACAAGUAAUAAGCAACACUAUCCUGUAUUAGACACGCUAAAGCCAGGCUUAUUUAUUCUUAAAAUAAAAACAGCAGUAAAGUUGAA